UUCCAAACUAGUUGUGAUGUCACAAAAUCCUGCUCCAACAUAAGCAUCUUAAACUGAGAUUUAAGGUGAUCACAGAGAAGCUGUCCUCCUUCACCAGAUGAGUGUCAAAACACUGUCACAGACAUCAUUCGGUGCAGUGAUACAUCCAAGGAAGGUAACAAAACAAAAAUAUAAUUUUGGAUGGAGGUGCACUUUAACAAAAUACUGUAGAAAACCACUGCAUGCUUUGGAAAAUGUCUAUGAUGAUACAGCUUGAAGCAAUUUGUGAAAAGAAGCCUAAAAAUACCAGUAUGGGUCUUAAAAAGUAAUGACAAAAAAUAUCCUUCUUAGGUAUCAAAUGCAUCACUUUUACAGUGACUGCUUAUCAGAGCUGCAGUAUGGCCUCAUUCAGUCAGAGGGGGAAUUAUUAUGAGACAAAUGUGAGUGAUUGUGGACACAAAAAUAAUGUUUUUCAUCUUGGAGAAGGCAGCACUGACAAAUACCGAUACAUGGAAUCUGGAAGACAGAUGUCCGCUUCUGAGCUCACAACACUACAGUGUGCCAGUCAUGUAAUGGCAAUGAGGAGAUCAAUGGGAAUCAUUUUCAGCCCGAUUAGGUCGCAGAAACAGAGCAAAGCCUUCAGCACUGCUACACAAAACUGUACCAUGUGAACAUACAGUCUCAAAAUGCAGAAAAUAUGGUAUACAGUCAAAGAUAAAUACAAUAUGGUUGUUACAGUACACACUCCUGACUUUCAAUCUCAGCUUUGUUCAUCAUCUCACAAGAAACUGCUUCUGCAGCCGCACUUCACCACAGCUGUCUGACUGGUGUUGAACUGAGCUGUGCUGAAUGUGUGUGCAACCCUUUCUACAGGAGACAUUAGAAAAUCACCAAGAGUGUCUAAAGAAGCAAAGAGAUGCAGUUAAAUACAGACUGAAAAAGCUGGCAGCACGACAGUCAGAGAUCACAAAAAAGUCCUCAGUGAUAAGGGAGAACAUCAUACGGAAGUACCAGGAGAUCCAGGCCGUCUUAGACGAGGACUUGAGGAUUACCCUGUCCCACCUGGAGAUGGAGGAGCGGGCUGCUGUCUGUGCUCUGGAUGGACUGAUGGAGAAGAACUGUUCUCUAAUCCAGGAGAUCGAGCAGGACCUGGCCAGACUCACUGUGGCAAUGGAGCAGACCGACACAGAGCCUGACACAAUGUCUUUCUUUUCAUACCCUGAGCAGCAAGACAUGGAGACAGUGGACAGAGUAAUGGACUUGCUAAACAGGACGGACCCGAGCAGUGUGAGCCUGGAUGAAGUUAAAGCUGACCAGAUCCUCAGCCUCGCCAACAACAUGCUUCUGCUCAUCAGCUCACAGACUCCUAUAAUAAAGAAACUCGCCAAGAGUUAUUCCAGUGAGGUGAGUCUGGAUCCAGACACAGCCCACCCAAAGCUGAUCAUCUCCCCCGAAGGUGACAGUGCCAUCUACACAGACACCUGGCAGCAACUCCCUGACCUCCCUGGACGCUUUGACACCACCCUCAAUGUCAUCAGCUUGCAAAGCUUCAGCUUUGGUCGCCAUUACUGGGAGAUUGAUGUGACUGGGAAGACUUACUGGGAACUGGGUGUCACCCAUCCCAACCUUCCCCGUAAGGGAACCACUGAGGACUGCUGGCUGGGCCGCGGGGACGAGUCCUGGUGCGUGGAGUUCUUUGAUGGGGAGUAUACAGCGUGGCAUGGAGGCGUGCCCCACCAGCUGCCUUUCACAAAACGCUUCUGUCGGAUUGGUGUUAUGUGUAGUUUCCCUGCAGGGUUGGUGACGUUCCUUGAGGCAGACAACAUGACACCGCUGUUCUCCUUCUGUGCAGGGACCUUCUCGGACUGCCUCCACCUGGCCCUGUGUCCUGGUCAUGACCACAAUGGCAACAAUGCUGAGCCAGUUGUAAUCUGUAAUGAUCCAUCUCCUACCAGUGAUCUCUGAUCAGUGGUUCAAAAAAAAAGAAGCUUUUAGUAACUCCCUGCUACGGCACCAUUUUAUAAUAACGCACCAGUAGAGUGCCACAAGGAUGAUGUUUUUUCUGUAGACCAACCCAGAUGUUAAUGUAACCGUGGUUCCCUCGUCAAAAAGCAUAUGGGAUUUUUCCAUUUUGGAUCAUUGCAGAAAAUAAAUUCUGUGGCAAGCACAUGUUUAUGAUACUUAUAUGUUCUGUUCAACAAGAUAAUCUUCACUAAUGAACACCACUAAGCUAAAACGACCACACUAAGGUUGGGUCGUCACCACUACGAGACUGUAAAGCCGUGUUCGGCGUGAUGAAAUUUUGUAGUCCCAUUUAGCCACUUGAUAGCAAGCUCUGUUUUUUAGACCCAUGAGCUUCAAAGUUUGCCAGUGGGGUACUUACUGACGUAUUUUAUGUUGCAGAACAAAAUGUGAAAGUCUCUUUACCUUGUAGCCGCAGACAUAACUUCUAGGGGUGUAAUGAUCCAUCGAUCUGGACUGAUACAUUGAUUCAAUGAGCAAUGAUCCUGUAUCAUCCAUGCGAAGUGUAAACAUUGAUCCAUAUCAUCCUCUAUCAGAUGCACCUUUAUUUUGAAAAUUCUGUGUUACCAUCACAGGCAGAUGAUGAGAAGCAGACAAGAGACAGGUGAUGAGAAUAACGCUAUUUACUCGUGAAUAAAUCAUCACUCUGGAAAUGCUUUGUUUUCUGAGAAACUGCGAGUCAACAGGUCAACAGACAACGUGUUAUAUGUAAACAAAAGCAGUACUCAGAAACGUCACAUCCUGUCAUGGGCUAACCUCGCUCCCUGCUAAUAGCAGCAUUAGCUGCUCAUUUUCAAAAAUGUUUGGCUGAAAAGACGUACAUGCAGACUUUAAUUCAACCGUGCUGUUUUGUCGGGAGAUGUGGUGACUUAAACCAGUGGUGAGUAAGAAAAAGCAUAAAUAAUACAUCUAUGGGUUAAAUUAUGGGUGGAGGAAAAGUCCGCUAGCCGCUAAGAUAAUUUGUGCAAUUUAAAAAGCCAUAGGCUUAUGCUAAUAACAUUAGCAUGUUGUAUAUAU
Molecule: messenger RNA, 3018 nt
Organism: Plectropomus leopardus (leopard coralgrouper)
Lineage: Eukaryota; Metazoa; Chordata; Actinopteri; Perciformes; Serranidae
Product: putative E3 ubiquitin-protein ligase TRIML1
Molecular function (GO): protein binding
Source: RefSeq, a predicted model, not a curated record